CAGAGAGAGAGAGAGAGAGAGAGAGAGAGAGAGAAGAUGGGAGGAGGAGGCGGACAUGGAGGGAGCACGACCUACAAGGGGAUGUCCCUGCACCACCCCAAGCGGUGGCACGCCGUCACCGGCAAGGGGCUGUGCGCCGUCAUGUGGUUUUGGGUCCUUUACAGAGCUAAGCAAGAUGGGCCGGUAGUACUGGGUUGGCGACAUCCUUGGGAGGGUCAUGAAGAUCACUCCCAUGGCCAUGGACAUGAUCACGAGACAUCCCAUUGAAACGCUGGAAAGGGAUAACACAAGAGGCCAGGGGUUCUUUCGCAGUGUAUCUGGAUUAUCUGUGUUCCUUUGAGUUCAAAUAAAGAUCUCUGUGAGAUUUAUGAUCUCACAACAGCAAAUCUGUUAGCUUGUAAGGAUGUUAAACAUUUUCGGUGUGCAAAGCUUAUACUUGAGCAUUCUAUUCAGUUCUCGACAGCUGCUUGCAUAAUCUUUUCCUGAAAAGAGUUGGGUUACAUCUGGUUUAGGGCAGUCAAAUUAGCGUAGUAGUCUCUGCAGACUCAAAAAUUGUUUAUGCACCUUAGUUAUCCAGGUUAUUUUUCAACCUUCAACCAAGUCAAGUGGACCAGUUGCAUUUCCCUCAUGUAUAACAUCAGAGCAAUUGCUGACAUCAGCGUGCAAAUUGCAUCUGGAAUGGCGUACUGGAACUGUAGUGAUCAUUGACAAUUUAAUACGAGUGAGUAAAUGUUCCUUGUGCA
This is a messenger RNA of Eucalyptus grandis, 743 nucleotides long. Its product is annotated as NADH dehydrogenase [ubiquinone] 1 beta subcomplex subunit 2. The record is from RefSeq and is a predicted model, not a curated record. Gene Ontology annotation, cellular component: mitochondrial inner membrane. NCBI's taxonomy places the organism in Eukaryota, Viridiplantae, Streptophyta, Magnoliopsida, Myrtales, Myrtaceae. Bases 37 to 267 code for a protein of 76 amino acids. The transcript is spliced from 5 exons.